Messenger RNA from Penicillium argentinense, 1530 nucleotides. RefSeq names its product putative UBX domain protein. Lineage: Eukaryota; Fungi; Ascomycota; Eurotiomycetes; Eurotiales; Aspergillaceae. The transcript is spliced from 2 exons. Bases 1 to 1530 code for a protein of 509 amino acids. The record is from RefSeq and is a predicted model, not a curated record.
AUGAGCGCCCACGUCGUUGUGAUCGACGCGACGGCCAGGCGGGCAACGAUCAAGACGACACCGUCCACGCACCUGACGGAUGUACUGCAAGAGGCUUGCAAGAAACUUGGAUACAAUGCUAGCCAAUAUGGACUAAAGCAUAAUCGAAAGCAGCUGGACCUUUCCCUCACAUUUCGCCUUACGGGCCUAAAAUCUGGUGCGAAGCUCGAGCUUGUGCAGCAAUCCCGCUCACCGUCUGUUGUUACGAUCGCUCUCCAACUUCCAGAGUCUGAAGCCCGCGGGGCACCCAACGGCCGAAUCCUGGACAAGUUUCCAAGUACAACUACACUCUGGCUAGUCCUACGCAAGUUUGAAGCUGGCGUUGCGGGAAGUAACUCAGUGAGGAAUCUUACAGCGCGUGGCGCACCAGACCUCUCUGCUGGGGGUGGUGGAUCUGCUCGUUUGUUCUAUGAAAUCCCGGUACUCCAAGUUCUGGAUCGUGAGCUGUCAAGCUUCACCGAUCUACAGAAAUCCCUUGCGCAGCUUGGAUUUAACAGCGGCAAUAUUCUGAUACGCUUGAGCUUCCGCCGGACAGAAGAGCCUCUUGAAGAGGCAAUGGUCAAGAUCGGCGAAUACUUCAAGUCGGCCGGGGAAGAUACAGCACCUCCAACUCAGAACCAAGCUUCCGCUCCUAUUGAAGGGAAGACGGAGGAGCAAACUCAAACUCCUUCUUCAUCCGGACAACCCGAAGCCUCUAACGAAAUGGCCCCUCAACCCCCGGCAGACCAUGAAACGCUCCCAGAUGCCCCCCAGGAGCAGCCGGCCUCGGCCUCAAGUUCAGGUCGCCCGGUCACUGUCUUCUCUCCUCCCUCCACCAGCACCCCGUCAUCCGCUCAGAUACCCCAUAAUGAGGAAGACUACAUUCCUUCGGUUGAACAUGCGAAGGCCCAUCAGCGACAACUGAACCAGUCAUCUCGCAACCAACGUCUUCCGACAGAUGCUGAAAUCGAAGCAAAAGCAGCCGCUGAAGAGAAGCGACGUGCUGAGGUUCGCGAAGUUGACGUGAAGGUGCGCUUUCCAGACCAGAGUCAGGUGGUAUCUAAGUUUGGACCCGCGGAUUCAGGCCUGUCUCUCUAUGGAUUCGUUCGCAGCUGCUUGGAUCCUGCGUUCGCGAAAGAGAAAAUCAUUCUGAACGUGUUCGUCAACCCAGCGCUAGGCCGCUCAGGACAUGCAACCACCAUUCCCGAGUCGGACCGGCUUUUGAUUAAAGACCUGGGAUUGUCAGGCCGCGUUCUUGUCAACUUCACUUGGACUGAUGCCGCUAGCGCUGCUGCUCAGCAGGGCCGGUCUAGCAUCCUCCGUCCUGAGCUUCGGGACCAAGCUCGGGAGUUGAAAAUCGAACAGCCUCGGGAUAUUGUAGAUGAACCUGCGGCGCCGGCUUCAUCCUCCAAGGACGCAGGUCAUAGUGGAUCGGGAGAGCCCACCAAGUCGGCUGGACUGAAGAAGAGUGGUGGCGUACCAAAAUGGUUGAAACUGCCUGGAAAGAAGUGA